UAUAAAAGAAGGAAAUUUUGCUUGACUAUAUAGAUCAAGAAAAAGAGAAAACAUUUGGUCCUAGGAAAUUAAGGUGAGGAAAUUAUACAAUGAGUGGAAGUAGUUUUCCAAACACUGCCUAUACAAUCCAAGGAUUGAAACCAAGUGGAAAUAAUCACAUGAGCAAGAAUAUUGAGAAGCCUUGUCACUUCCAAAUGCCUCUUCACUAUCCAAAAUACAAGAGAAGCGACUAUGAGACCAUGCCCGAGUGGAGACUUGACUGCCUUUUGAGAGAAUAUGGUUUGCCCAUCAUUGGAGAUGCGGAGGAGAAGAGGAAGUUUGCCAUGGGAGCUUUUCUUUGGCCUUCUCAUGAUCACUAAUUAGGAAAUUUAAGCUUAUAAAAUAUCAGAUUUUCUAUGCUUUUGUUCUAGAGUUUUAUAUGUGUAAUCUAAUAUGUCCAUGUUUAUGCUAUAUAUAGUUACUAAUGCAUUACUAUAUGGUUGUAGUAGUCUUGGAUUAAGUAGCUAAACUUCUUCGGAGUUUGCCUUCCUCUAUGUACUAAUUGCCACUUUUCUUGCCUUUUAAGGGCUUCUUUUUAAUGGAAUGUAAUAUACAUUAGAAAUAAAAAAAAAA
Molecule: messenger RNA, 612 nt
Organism: Morus notabilis
Lineage: Eukaryota; Viridiplantae; Streptophyta; Magnoliopsida; Rosales; Moraceae
Exons: 1
Coding region: 90-359 (89 amino acids)
Source: RefSeq, a predicted model, not a curated record